Molecule: messenger RNA, 2374 nt
Organism: Pomacea canaliculata
Lineage: Eukaryota; Metazoa; Mollusca; Gastropoda; Architaenioglossa; Ampullariidae
Exons: 4
Coding region: 34-1551 (505 amino acids)
Source: RefSeq, a predicted model, not a curated record
AGCCAAAAACAGUUGGUAUGUUAUGAUGAGAAGAUGCACACAUUUCUGGACUUUCUACCCUGUCUUAUUAUUAUCUUUUUUAUUAGUACAAUGCUGAUGACCCAGACGAGCUCUGAAAUGACAACUAAAACAUGUCUUGAUCUACAACUCACCAGUGGUUCUGGAGACAAUGUUGUAGAAGAAAAUGAUAAAGGUGAUGCCCACAUAGACUUUGUGCUAUCAGACAGCUGUGAAGGCAGCUUAGGACGGACAGUGGUCAAACUGGCAACACAGGAGGCAGGACGUGCUGUUGAUUUUUGUACCAUUGUUUUCAACAACAACACGUGCACUGUGACUGACCUCUCGACAGGAUGUUCUUGUUUAACCAGAGCACAUUACUAUUCAGUCUCAUGGAAGUCCAAGCCAUCGGACGAGUCUCUGAUCCUGAAGGUGACAAAGAUGAGUACACGGGAAGAAAAAGUAAUAUUCUUUAACAAGACCGGGAUACCUGCUUAUCAUACUAAGGACACGCCAAUAAAAAAGCUAAGACCAUCAGAGAUCCUUGGAAUCUGUUCUGGCAUUAUUGUCGCUGUCGUUGUAGCUGCCGUCCUUAUCAGAAAAUGGAGCUCUGGAGGAUCCUGUGCAAGGCAACCACAAGGUCCAGCAAAACAAGAUCGGGAGGUUAGUCCGUCAAGUGUCGCGGUCAGGCAGCCCAAACAAAACACUGGAUCGUCUUCAGGACCUCAAGUACAGGAGGACAUCCAAACUCGACCAGGUAGUUUAGCACCUCCUGGAAGUCAUGAAGUAGAAGAUAAUAAAGUUCUAUCCGUAAUUUAUACCAUUCCCAAAAGAAAGACAAGAGUAUACAGUCAUAUUGUACUAUCAAGUGAUGAUGUUACCAGAAGUCAGGAAGAAGUAUACAAUCAUACAAAGCAAUUGACCCAUACAACUCCACAAAGUCAGACAGAAGUAUGCAGCAACAUUGUAACAUCAAACGAUAUGGCAAUCAGCAUCGAGGCACCAGUAUACAGUUCUGUUAUACCAUCAUCCACUCAUACAUCUUCUAGAAGGCAAACUCCACCUGAUGAUACACUUACCACCAACUAUGCACAGAUAAGAAGACACACUAUGCAAUCCACCAAGAAAGAAAAAAGAUGGGCUGAACAAGUAUAUAAUCAUGCUACAUACACAAAUAAAGGUUCUAAAGGUCUGGCAGAAGUAAAAUUUACUGUUGUACCAUCCAAAAUGUCCUCUCCUAUAAACCCCGCUCAGGUAUGUAAUAAUACACUACCAUCAAGCUGUACAGGUAUCAGAAGUCCAAGCCAAGUAUACAAUCACAUUUUACCGUACAACUAUUUAUCUCAUAGAAGCCAGGCACACAAAAGCAAUCAGACAAUACAAUAUUCAGGGGUUAGAAUGGAGGAACAAAAAGACAGUCAGACAUUGUCACUAAGCCAAAGAGAUGCAGACACCCGGGAACCUGUGCAAAGUGACAUUUACGACCAGACAGUGUUUACCCCAAGUCGCCGACGACAAGUGGUUCACACUGUGUACGAUCACAUCGCCUACUAAACUUUCAUCAUAGACUUGUUUCAUACACAGUACGGUUUUAAUACUAGAACUAACCAUUGCCAUUUAAUGCAUUUAUUUUUUUGACAUUCAGAAACUGAUGGUUAUUUUAUUGAAUACAGUGCAUUGACUUUAAUAUUUGAUGCUACUUUGGUUUUUUAAAUAAUUUUUAACACGAAUGUAUAUACAUGUAUUACUUUUUGUGAUGAGACACAUGUAAAUAUAGCUUUAAAACAUUUAUUUGUUAUGUGUAAAUAGUGUCAAGCUCAACUUAAAACAUGCUUAUCAGCUAGACAAAUAGCUAAUAGAUGAUGUGUAAUACAAGAGGUAAACGUGAUGAAAGUCUCCAUUCCACGGUUCUCAAUCAUCCGGGUUUCCAUGCUGUCAAUUUAUUUCCGUUGUUUCAUUAGCAGAAACGAGAGAAAACAGGAUGUAGUUAUUUUUCUAAAAAAUAAGUUGAAGUGAUUUUCACAUUUUUCACUUAGGACAAUAGGUCGGACAAGGGAAACCUUGACAGAAUCACGAGUUAGGGACAUGGUCCUCGGCUGAAUUUGAAGAAUGAUUUUUUCAGAGUGUUUUUACUGGCUUGACUGGAAGAUGUUUGUUGUGCUUGAAAUCCUCUACAAAAACAGCUUAUCUGAUCAUGAAAAUUCAACUAUAAUGUGCUUGAUAAAUUUUUCCUCUUUCAGUUUACAUUUUAAUAUGAUUUUAAAGAAUGCCUUUUGAAUAGACCCUUUUGUGUAUAUAAAACUUUCCUGAUGAGAAAUUUCCUAUUUAAGGCACGAAAUAUAUGUUUAAAAAGUAAGGAAGAGUACAGAAUAAACGA